AUGGCCGGCGAGCCAUUGAUCAACGAGUUCAACACCGGCUUCGUGACUUACCUCGACAGCACGAACUAUACCAAGGGAUUCCUCACCCUCCUUGAAACCAUUCGCGUCAUCCCCAACUUCGACUGGGCCACCCGCUACGACACAAUCAACGCCAAUUCCGACUCUUCCGGCCUGACCUGGAACGGUAUCACCAUCGCCGAGGACGCCACACUCGCCGUCGAGAAGGGCGCCAAGGCCAUCUAUAUCUCUGACCAUGGUGGCCGUCAACUCGCCCAUACGCCCGGUCCUCUUGAGAUCGACUACCAGAUCUACCGCAACGCCGCUGAGGACUUCCAAAAAGUUGAUGUCCUCAUAGAUAACGGUGUUCGCUGUGGUAAAGACGUCCUGAAGCCUCUUGCCCUUGCAUCGGCUCUCGAUAUCAUCAAGACUGAGAUCGUUCGUGAUGGAAGUCGUAUGAGCGCGACUGAUGUCCACGACUAUAGCACCAACUUCCUCGUGCAGCACGUUUUCCCCUUUGACAAGCAGUAA
Molecule: messenger RNA, 528 nt
Organism: Colletotrichum orchidophilum
Lineage: Eukaryota; Fungi; Ascomycota; Sordariomycetes; Glomerellales; Glomerellaceae
Product: peroxisomal (S)-2-hydroxy-acid oxidase
Exons: 4
Coding region: 1-528 (175 amino acids)
Molecular function (GO): oxidoreductase activity
Source: RefSeq, a predicted model, not a curated record